AUGUUGCAGAUCUUCCAGACUACUCGACAAACGUUGUGUCGGGAAGCAGAUUCUUUUCUAGCUCGUCUGUGCAAGGAAAACGAUGACUUACCGAGUGAAAAGGAUGAAACGGGUGCUAUAUUAAUUGAUCGUGAUCCAGAAUAUUUUGCGCCAGUCCUGAAUUACUUACGUCACGGGAAACUUGUGGUGAACAAGAAUGUAAGCAUAGAAGGAGUGCUUGAAGAAGCGGAAUUCUAUAAUUUGCCGCGACUGAUUCAUUUAUGUUCGGAACGUUUGGCCGAAUUUGGCCUCAAAAAAACUAAACAGACAAAACAUGUGUAUCGUGUGCUGCAGUGUCACGAAGAGGAGCUUACCAAUGUUGUGUCGGCGAUGUCUGAUGGCUGGAAAUUCGUACAGCUAAUUCCAAUUGGUCAGUUCCAAUAUCAAAGCGAUAUGCAAAGUGAAUACCUCUGCGUUGUUUCCCGAGAAUUUCCUGAUAACGAAAUCAAAAAUGCCGAGCACACAGAUCUUACUGAUCGUGUUAAAGCUCUUCAGCAAAAAGCUCGUCGUAAGUUUGUUGUUUUUCUUCUACACAUUUGA
Molecule: messenger RNA, 579 nt
Organism: Gongylonema pulchrum
Lineage: Eukaryota; Metazoa; Nematoda; Chromadorea; Rhabditida; Gongylonematidae
Source: the annotation of a GenBank genome assembly